AUGAAUUAAGCCUUUUAUGUUAACGUUUUAGAGUAAUAAUAGAUAUCAGCAAAAGCAUUGAAAUCGACGCCAUAAUUGCUUUAUUUUCCAAUCGGUAACAUGACUUUUUAAUUUCUUGGAGUUACCUAUUCCGUUUUAUUGAUUUGCGAAAUUUUCUGUUAAGUUGGUAUUAUUGCUUGUUUUGCUCUGGCGCCCCGCCCACGGAGAAUUGUCAUUUUUGUUUCAAUCUAGAAUUAAAAAAAAUAUUAUUAAUAAUGUGCAAAAAAGCUUAAGAAAUGCAUUAUUCAAAUUCAAAGCGUGAUUUUUCUCGUAAGUCAACCAGCGUUGUAUAAAACAGAGUCUGAAUAAAUUGAAGUGUCGGAAAUGGUGUUUGUACACUAAGUUUGACUGCUUCGAAAAGGGCUGAUAUUGACGCGCUUUGGUCGCUCGAGCACCGAUGCAUUUCUGGAUAGACAAACGUAGUCAGUGCGCCUACAGCGGCCGGCAGCGGGUACCAUCCUCACUGUCCGCUGGCGUGGGGCGCGCGCGUGGGCGCAAGGGUAUGGCGGCGCCCGUGCACCGCUUCGCCGCUGUGGACUGCGCACCCCGCCGCCCUCAUCGCCCACUCAGGCAUUAUGCGCCUCCUCCACUACCAGCUGUACAUUCUACUCGCAGACAGAAUGAAGAGCCCAGUUUGUAUGUGGAAAUACCACCGGAGCCCCCGCAGCCGACGAUCGCAAGCCUGGCGGCUGCGAGGAGUGUCACCCCUGACACGUUACUUCGCACGGCAGCCCUAGGGCUCCAUAAUUCACCCAUGAUGGCGCCGCACCUUAAGUUUGGCAUGCUAGUAUCGUUCGCCCUGGCGACGGUCUUCUUAGCUGGUGCUAAAUAUUACUUUGAUAUACAUGUAAGUCAUUUCUUGUCUUUUACUAAUGAAUUUAUAGCAGAGGUAGCAGAGGAACUGCCAGCGCUGCUGCCAGCGGCGGAGCGCGCCGAGCGGCGAGCGGAGCGGCUGCCGGAGCGGGCGGCGGAGCGGACAGCGGAACGCACCGCGGAGCGGACAGCCGAGCGUAUAGCGGAUCGCACAGCGGGCGAAGCUCCCCCGCCGUACCACAUCGCGGUGCUGCUGCCGGACCGCGCCGCCGCGCCCCCGCCCGCCUACAGCGCGCUCAGCUAGCCCGGGGAGUUCGUCAUCUAGCCCCAACAACACGAGUUCAUCAUAUAGCUGCAGCUGACCAAGCUACAACACAAUGCCAGCCCGAUGAACUCACCUCUGCGGCUACCUUGAUUCUUUCCACGAUUUGGAUAGUUCCAAGUUAUUAAAAGGACAAUUAUAAUCUCGCUGUCGUGUUCAACGAAUUUAUGAAUCUCGUUUUCGUUAUAGCUUGAAAGACUGGCGACGUUAGUGUUCUGUUUGUACAAUAUCUUCCUAGCUCCCACAGAGCUAGGGUAGAUUGUGUAGCCUGUUAAGUUGAAUAGUUGUAGCCUAGUGAGUAUAUAGCCUCUAGUACAAUGCAGUAUACACUGUCUACGAUGUUUGCAUUAUAAUCUUUCAAUCUUCCUUUUAUAUAGCUUUGUUAUUUUUGUAUGACUUUUGUAGUAUAUAUAAGUGAUACUAUUUGCUUUUAAGUCCAUCUGGAGUUUUUAGUUGUAUUAUGAGUUUUCCAACUAUUUUAUUCUUUAUAUUUAUUGUAAAAUUACUAUAAGUUCCUUAAUUGUGCAAUAUUUGUUAUAACUUGUGUUAGCUUGUACAUAAAUUCGAUAUUAGAUGAGUCUAGAACAAAAUAAAGACCAAAUAAAAUCUGCCAAAAAAUAAUUGAUGUUAGUCUAAUGUAAGGUUUCAGUGUUUGAAAAUAUAGUACUUUUUUCUAUUUAAAUAAAUCAAUAGUAUACGAAAACAAUUAAAAAUAAAAACAAUAGCUAAAUUAAUAUUCAUUAUGUUUUGUGCAUAUAAGUAUUUUUUUUAAAUGUAAUAAGUCUACAGUUAAUGAUUUAGAUGGAGACAUGCCUUUAGUAAAAAGGGGGGGGGACUUUUGGUAAAAAAACCUUUACUCCAAAGAGAAUGCUUUAAUAAAAAACUGUUAGUUUUUCAGUUAUUUUUACAAGUCUCUAGGUAUUAUUGGAACCUUAGUAUUUUGAAUUUUUUUUUAUAAUUUUUGACUAUGGGAGGUGUUAAAUCCCUUAAUGACCCCCCAUUUUACCCUAUAACAUAUAUCCAGACGAAUGCAUAGUAAAAUCUAGAUUGUUUGGAUUUAGUUAAAUUAAAACAAAGACUGCAAUGGUUUAAUGAUUGUAUAAUUUUAUUUAUUUAAUAA
Papilio polytes (common Mormon) is the source of this 2294-nucleotide messenger RNA. RefSeq lists its product as uncharacterized. The transcript has 5 exons. NCBI's taxonomy places the organism in Eukaryota, Metazoa, Arthropoda, Insecta, Lepidoptera, Papilionidae. The coding region runs from base 437 to 1156 and encodes 239 amino acids. The record is from RefSeq and is a predicted model, not a curated record.